Sesamum indicum (sesame) is the source of this 2720-nucleotide messenger RNA. RefSeq names its product high affinity K+ transporter 5 (gene HAK5). The record is from RefSeq and is a predicted model, not a curated record. Gene Ontology annotation, cellular component: membrane. Gene Ontology annotation, biological process: potassium ion transmembrane transport. Gene Ontology annotation, molecular function: potassium ion transmembrane transporter activity. NCBI's taxonomy places the organism in Eukaryota, Viridiplantae, Streptophyta, Magnoliopsida, Lamiales, Pedaliaceae.
CUGCACUAGUACACAACUCGUGCAAACAAACAUGGCAGAAACACACCCCGGAAGUCAAGCAGAAAUGGCGGAACAAGGCCACCAGCCAACGACCGCCGCCGCCGCUGAGGGUGCUGAAAAAGAAAGCAAUAUCAAGGAAAGAAAAGUGUCGUGGGCAAGGCUCCGCCGCGUCGACUCCCUCAACAUGGAGGCCGGAAAUCUCUCUUUCAAGCCCACCCACCACACCUCCCGUCAGGCAAGUUGGGGCAGGACGAUGAGUCUGGCGUUUCAAAGCAUAGGAGUGAUAUACGGAGACAUUGGGACAUCGCCGCUGUAUGUAUACGCCAGCACUUUCACUGACGGGAUACAGAACAAGAAUGACAUAUUGGGAGUGCUAUCUCUCAUCAUCUACACUCUAAUAUUGGUUCCUAUGAUCAAAUACGUCUUCCUUGUCUUGUGGGCUAAUGACAAUGGUGAUGGAGGAACGUUUGCGCUAUACUCGUUGAUCUGUCGGUACGCAAAUGUGAGCCUGAUACCAAAUGAUCAGCCUGAGGACAGACAACUGUCGAAUUAUAGACUGGACACACCAUCAAACCAGUUGCGACGGGCUCAGAAGAUCAAAGAGAAACUGGAGAAGAGUAUAACUGCUAAGAUAAUUCUCUUCCUUGCAACAAUCCUUGGAACUUCAAUGGUCAUUGGUGAUGGUGUUUUAACUCCAUGCAUCUCAGUUCUUUCUGCUGUGGGAGGAAUCAAGCCUCUGGGCCAGGAUGCUGUUGUCUACAUCUCUAUUGCAAUAUUGAUCAUUCUUUUCUGCGUGCAACGGUUUGGCACUGAUAAAGUCGGCUACUCGUUUGCUCCAGCCAUCUGCUUAUGGUUUCUAUUCAUAAGUGGGAUUGGCCUAUAUAACUUAUUCAAACAUGAUGUGACCGUCUUACGUGCCUUCAACCCGAAAUACAUAGUUGAUUACUUUAGAAGAAAUGGCAAGAAAGGAUGGGUAUCGCUAGGUGGGAUCGUUCUCUGCAUCACAGGGACUGAAGCCAUGUUUGCUGAUUUAGGCCAUUUCAAUGUACCGGCUGUCCAAAUUAGUUUCUCCGGGAUCGUGUUUCCUUCUCUACUUGUGGCAUACAUUGGACAAGCUGCGUAUCUUUCCAAGUUCCCAGAUCAUGUAGCCGACACAUUCUAUGACUCCAUACCAGGUCCACUUUAUUGGCCGACAUUCGUUGUGGCUAAUGCUGCUGCAAUUAUUGCCAGUCAAGCCAUGAUAUCGGGAGCGUUCGCUAUCAUUUCUCAGUCCCUUAGUCUUGGCUGUUUCCCAAGAGUGAAGGUUGUUCACACUUCUGCCAAGUAUGAGGGCCAAGUUUAUAUCCCUGAGAUCAACUACCUCCUUAUGGUUGCUUGUGUGAUAGUAACUUUUGGAUUCAAAACGACGGAAAAGAUAGGCCAUGCUUAUGGUAUCGCUGUUGUUGCUGUUAUGUUGAUAACCACAUGUCUGGUCACCCUAAUUAUGCUAGUCAUAUGGAAGACUAGAAUUUGGUGGAUUUCCUUGUUCUUUGUGGUCUUUAUGUCGGUUGAGCUCAUAUAUUUCUCGUCGGUUCUCUACAAGUUCACUCAAGGUGGUUACCUUCCACUAGCUUUCUCAUUUGCACUUAUGAUAAUGAUGGGCAUCUGGCAUUACGCACACCAACAACGGUACAUAUUUGAGCUUAAAAACAAGGUUUCCACUGCUUAUGUAUCGGAUUUGGUCAAGAACCGGGAUGUAAACAGACUACCUGGAAUCGGGCUUCUGUAUUCCGAACUUGUUCAAGGCAUCCCACCAAUCUUUCCUCACUUCAUUUCCAACAUUCCCUCAAUACAUUCAGUAGUAGUCUUUGUCUCCAUAAAGUCCAUCCCUAUCAGCAAAGUCGCUCUGGAGGAGCGGUUUCUGUUCCGUCAGGUUGAGCCAAGGGACUACAGAAUAUUUCGCUGUGUCGUCAGAUACGGAUACAAGGAUCUAAUAGAGGAACCAAAGGAAUUCGAACGCCAGCUUGUGGAGAACUUGAAGGAGUUCAUCAGGCACGAGCAGUUCAUACUGGACGAUGGCCCUGUCGAACAAAUGCCUGAUCGGACCACGAACAUUCCCCAUUCUGGUUCACUAGUUGAUGGGAAGGCCAGAAGAUCGAGCUCUUCUGCAGUUCACAUCGAGGAAUCGUUGGAGCAGCCAGUCCCACCACGCGUUUCGUCGAGCUCGAUACAGUCGUUUAACGCAUCUAAAUCGGCAAAUUCUUCUAAUAGGAUUGCAGCCGCAUCAUCGGUCCAUGAUGUGGGGGAGGAGGUGCAGAGAGCGCGGGAGCAAGGAGUGUUUUAUCUGAUGGGAGAAGCUGAAGUGGUGGCACGGCAAGAGUCAUCAUUGCUCAAGAAGUUUGUGAUCAACUAUGCCUAUCCUUUCCUAAGGAGGAACUUCAGACAAGGGGAGACAACAUUGGCAAUACCUCAUACCAGGCUUCUUAAGGUUGGAAUGAUAUAUGAGAUAUGAGUUGCUUCACACAAACGAAUUUAUAUAUGCACCCCGCCCACACCCACACCCACACACACACACAAUCACAUGCUUGUUUCAGUGUGUAAUAAUUUUCUGUAUAAUCCAUGAUGUGCUAAACUCUUUUGUUCAAUGUAUUGAUUUUUCAAUGUGACCAAGAUCUGGAGUGUACAAUCUACUUCUUUUUUCAAAAAAAAAUAAAAUGAUGUGAUUACGAGGAAUGAAUUGA